AUGGUGUUUUGUAAUUAUACUUGCUGUAAUGAUGAGAAAGUGAACCGAAAUGUUUAUAUUGGUGAGUACAAUUUGGGCGGAAUCCCCUUUCACGACCUUGCGAACUUGAACGAGUUGAACUGCAUCUCAGGAACUGUGAUAAGGGACAUGCAAAGGGCGAUAAUACUGAAGCCGAUAACGCGGGAGAAGAUAGUGGAGGUGAUGGUAGAGGAAAUUCAGGAGAAGAUUGUAGAGGUUCCGCAGGUUCAAGUGGUUGACAAGUACGUUGAGGUUGUAAAGCCUAUAAUAAAGUACAAGAUAAAGGAAGUUAAGAGGCCAGUUACAGUUGAGAAGAUAAAGAAGGUUCCUAAGAUAGUUGAGGAGGAAAAGACCAUUGAAGUGCCUGAAAUUCAAUACGUUGAAAAGUUUGUUGACGUUACAAAGGUUGUUCAGAAGGAAAAGAUCAUUGAAAUUCCGCUUCCAAUUGUCAAGGAGAGGAGAAUUCCAGUUCUUAAUGUGUCUAGAGAGGAGCGUAUCCAGGAGGUUGACGGUCUUGAAUACAAAUUCGGUUCCGAAUCUUCAUUCACUGAUGGAUCUUCUAUUGGUAUUCAAAGUUCUCUGAGUUCGACUCUUUUUAUUGAUCAAAAUUCUCAAAUUCUAGGGGAAGAUUCUAAUGAUAAAGAUGUCAAAGAUGGGUCUAACGUGGAAGAUAAGUCACCAAACCAGUCCAAUGUGGUAGAUGAUUCCAAUAUGGUAGAUGAUUCCAAUAUUGUAGAUGACAAGAAAAAUGAAAUUGAAGACGAUUAUUCGGAAAUGGAAUAUUUCUCUUCAAAAGUGGUAAAUUACAAUAGUAGUGAAAAUGAGGAGAGGAUUGAUGAGAUUAGUGAAAAUUCAAACAGGAGUCUGGGAAUUGAAAGUCAUAGAAACUCAAUUACACUUUACAAUGGUGAAAAUAGGAUUGAAAUAGAACAAGGAUCAGAAAUUUUGGAACAAGAUGAGUAUCCGAAUAUGGAAUCACUUUCAUUAGGUGAAGAUGGAUCAAAGUCAAGUUUAAAUGAAGAAAAAAUAGAUGAUGAGAUUAGAAGAGCGAAAUUUGAGUCUAGAGUAAUGAUAAGCCCAGAAAUUGAGGCGAAGUUGGUAGAAAACAUUUCAUCACAACUAAUUCCAGAGACAAUAAAAGCGUUUAGGAGAAACAGAAGACAAAAGCAACAAAUAAAAUAA
Molecule: messenger RNA, 1200 nt
Organism: Theileria annulata
Lineage: Eukaryota; Apicomplexa; Aconoidasida; Piroplasmida; Theileriidae
Exons: 1
Coding region: 1-1200 (399 amino acids)
Source: RefSeq, a predicted model, not a curated record